This is a messenger RNA of Aureobasidium namibiae CBS 147.97, 2010 nucleotides long. Its product is annotated as extracellular phytase. Gene Ontology annotation, biological process: dephosphorylation. NCBI's taxonomy places the organism in Eukaryota, Fungi, Ascomycota, Dothideomycetes, Dothideales, Saccotheciaceae. The transcript has 4 exons. The record is from RefSeq and is a predicted model, not a curated record. Gene Ontology annotation, molecular function: alkaline phosphatase activity. The coding region runs from base 1 to 2010 and encodes 669 amino acids.
AUGCGCUUCAGCACCGCUUGUGUCGUGUGCACUGCUGCCAUUGUUGGUCAAGCAUCCGCUCAGACGUUUCAGCGUCUCGGUGCAUGCCCGACCCUCGGCUGUGUGUUUCCACCUGACCAGUCUGACUUCCUGCCCGGUCAAUGGUUCGACAUCCGUCUAGAGACCCACGCGCCUCAGAACGGCAGUGAGGUCGUACCCGGCUACCUCACCCCCGACGAGAACUUUACUUUCACCCUCGCGAAGGACGGUCAGCAAAAGGACUGCAAGAACGCCGCUUCCUACUUCAAGAUCGCCGAACCUGCCAUUGAGAGAUGGAACUUCACUUGGUACGAAGAUCUGUUCGCCCAGGCUGCAAAGACACCUUCAAUGGUCAAGGUUGCGGCCAAGGCUUACAGAAAGGUUGCCCUUUACGAGCCUGGAAAUUACAUUGCUACUCUUACCUACGGCAACGGAAGUGUCACCCAGGCCAACUGGACCGUCCGUGACACCAAAAUUUCGCAAAAAGCAAAGAACGUUAUCAUGUUUAUCGGCGACGGCAUGACUACAAAUAUGAUUACAGCAGCUAGAUUGAUUGCGCACCAGAGCGUCAACGGAAAGUACCAAAGUAAAAUGGCUAUGGACAGCUUCCCAGUCUUGGGUCACCAGAUGACCCACUCGAUUGACUCUUUCAUCACUGACUCUGCAAACUCGGCCACUGCCCUUUACACAGGUCACAAGAGUUCAGUCAAUGCCCUUGGUGUCUAUGCCGACUCAUCCCCUAAUCCGCUAGACGACCCGAAGAUUCAAUCAAUUGGCGAGCUGUUCCAUGAAGUCCGUGGUGGUGGCGUUGGUAUCGUCUCUACUGCCUUCAUCGCCGACGCAACUCCUGGUGCUUUGACGGCCCAUACGCGCAAUCGCGGCCAGUACGGCAACGUCGUUGACUCAUUCCUCAACGGUAUCAAGAACUACACAUGGCCAGAGUUCGAUGGACCUGAUGUUCUCUUCGGUGGUGGUGCCGAGCAGUUCAUACCCAGCAGCAAAUCCUUCCAAGGCUUGGAUUACUAUCAACAAUUCCGCAACAAGGGCUACAACGUGGUCCAAAACAACACCGCUCUCAAGAAUGCUUCCAACACCGAGCGCACUCUGGGUAUCUUCUCCGUCUCCAACAUGGCCAAGUGGCUGGACAGAAAUGUCUACAAGAACAACACCCAGAUCCCCAAGACUGCUCCCGAUGGCAGCAGUGCAGCUGCGACUGACCAACCCGGUCUCAAAGAGAUGACUCUCAAGGCUAUUGACAUCCUGCACAAGCGUAACCCCGACAAGGGUUUCUUCCUUAUGUCCGAGGCCGCUUCUAUUGACAAGAUGAUGCACGUACUUGACUACGAUAGAGCUCUUGGUGAAUUGCUCGAGUUGGAUGAUACCAUCAAGGCGACCAAGAAGCACCUUGAGGAAAUCGGUGAACUCGAGAACACUCUAAUUAUAGUGACCGCGGACCACGGGCAUGGUUUCGACGUCACCGGCGGCGUUGACACAAAGUAUAUGGAUGCCCAGACAAGCGAUAGAAAGAAGAGAGACGCCGUUGGAACCUACGAGCAAAGCGGAUUGAGUCAGUAUAUGGUCGCUAACCGGUCUGCCCCCAUUGGCAGCGACCAGAACCUCGUAUAUUCCGCCGGUGUCGACUUCCCUGUCAACUGGGACCCUCGCUACACUCUGCAGUCUGGUCUCGCGACGUUCCCCGACCACCGCGAGAACUACCGCGUCCACAAGAAGGGACCUCGCAUCCCUGCACUCAAUGUCACUGGUUUCAGCAGCAACGACUUUUAUGUCAACUAUAUCGACGCAGUAAGUGGGUUUUUGGUCAACGGAACGCUUCCUGUCUCUGCCGACCAAGGUGUGCAUUCGCUCACCGAUGUUCCCGUCUUCGCUCAAGGACCCUGCCAGAGCGCUUUCGGAGGUGUCUACAACAACGUCGACAUCUUCUACAACAUCGCUACUUGCUUGCGCUUGCAGAGAAACAAGGCUCCCAAAUAA